Messenger RNA from Suillus discolor, 951 nucleotides. RefSeq lists its product as uncharacterized. The coding region runs from base 1 to 951 and encodes 316 amino acids. The record is from RefSeq and is a predicted model, not a curated record. The transcript is spliced from 5 exons. NCBI's taxonomy places the organism in Eukaryota, Fungi, Basidiomycota, Agaricomycetes, Boletales, Suillaceae.
AUGCUUCCUGUCAGCAAGUUUGAGUGGAAGUUUGAAAACCAGGCCCAGAGCGCUCCACGCAAGAAGAUAGCAGAUGAAGUGGGUUAUGAAGUGCUUCUUGAUGCUGUCAAGGUGAAGCGAGCAGCUGAGAACAUUGUUGUAUGGUUAUUCACCCCAAAGCCUGCUAAAGAUGAACAAGAUUGGGAUACAAGUGACCCAGACUACGUCGAGCGUCCAUUCAACUUUGAAGAAGAAGCUGGUGUUGCAUCAUGUACUAUGAAGUCAUUGAUUGAUGAUAUAUACCCGCUUUUUCCCAACAUGCAUGUUUGGCAUGACAAGAGGACAGACACAUAUUUUGAGUUGACCGAGAUGUGCGUGAAGGUUUGGGCAAAUUCCAUUGCAGCAGGAAGAGCUGACAUGUCAGCUCCUCCUACAACAAACCACUUUGCACAGAAGCUGAAGGUGCCACGUCCCCCGCCAGAUGCCCCAAUUUCAACAUUUGGCGAAUUCUAUCAUCAUUGUCAAUGGGAACAAACUCUUGAGGGUGCUGGCCAGGAACCAGUGCCUCCUCGACCCACACAUGGGCACGUCAUUCCUCCUCUUAUGCCUCUACAUCCACACGGAGUCGUCGGACAGUAUGGUCCUCUGUUUCCUGGCCCACUUCAUUUGCCUGGUCCUUCACAUCAAUUUUUUCAUCCAUCCCAGUAUAUGCCACCACCAUACAUUGGUGGAUACCCAUACCCACUACCUUAUCAUCCAGCUGCGCAAGGUCAUGGGCAACUUACUGGCAAGGUACCCUCAGCAUCAUCAUCACCUGGUUUGACAACUUCCCACGACAUAUCUCUGUCUGAGUUUUGUGCCAAGUAUCACAUUUUGGACAAUGAUCAAGCAAAGCUUGCAGCACUUGAAUACCAGCUGGGAAAUCGAGCAGUUGAGACACUUGAUGACAAGGAAUGGCGGGAUGUGGGUUGA